ACUGACCUUGUCAUUCUGUUCCGACACUAUCUUCCCUUCUUUGUUUUGCUUAUUCCUUUAGCGAGAGCGCUGAUACGGUUGACUACCUUUAUCAUUUCUUUCUGGUUGCUACGUUACAACUUGCGCAUACUAUCACUCUUAUUGCAUGGUUAAGCUUCAUCGUCAGUUCCACUCUCCAUACGAUACCGAGGAAGACGAUUAUGCCUCGGCAGACUAUUCUCCUCAACCUUAUCGUCGCAGAAAAACGUAUCGAUAUCGUCCGGGCUUCCGUCAACAUGAAGACCCUUCAAACAGGUACAGAUGGAGAGAAACCUUCAGCGAUCCCGAAGACGGUAGUUUGUAUGACGAAUCUGAUGAACAAUAUUACUGGCCACUUCGCCCGCCCUACCAUGCUCAAAUGCCGCAACGCUACUGGGAGCGUCCGUUUUCCUUGAACCGAUUCCCGUCCCUCUCGCCUAGACCUCUGCCUCGACCUCUGCCGCGGCCUUCUGUUCAACGUCCGGGUUCCUUUUCUCCUUCUGGAUCACACCCAGACCAAUUUUAUGCCCGCGAAAGGACAUUCGAAGAUGAUUUAAGAUCGCCUGUGGGCGCCAGUUCCAGAAGACGGUUCUCACCAAGUCUUCACGACCCACACUUCGUUGACGACAAUGAGGAUGACAUGCAUCAUUUUUUUCCACCGUCCCAUUUCGGACACCCCAACAGCACACCUUACUUUAUGUCGGAUUGGGAAGCCCCCAUGACAUUGUUAGAAAACGUUGUACCAACUCAUCCUGGGCAUCCAUAUCCGAACCGACAACAAUAUCCAGAAUCGGAUAUGAUGUAUUCUCAUUUCGAUCACGUGGACGAGCCUAUCCCCUAUUAUGACCGUCAUCUUCUCUCACGAGGCAAACGCCAUUCCGUCAUGCACCCUCGUUGGGACGAUGUCAUGGAGCCACCCAAGCCAAAGUCUAUUUUACGACGACACUCUACAGGUAAACCUGGGCAUCGAAGACCACCAAUCUCUGUUGCCGAUGACGUACCAUCGAUGGUAGAACCCGUUUCGGGACCAGUGCCAACCCUUGAGGACGAGGAGGCACCGUUUGAAAUGUAUCGCCAAGCCCAUAGUGCGCCAGGAUCGCCACAGUAUGCAUUUCAGGAGAGUACAAAUUACGCAAAGCCUGUGCGCAGGCGGUCAAUUCACACUAUCCCGCAGCAUGACAUGGUAUCACCUGCAAUUGUGUCGCCACCUGUUCCAGGGAUGCCUCAACUACGCAGAGCUCGAUCGUUUAUCGAGCCACAUGCCGUUCACAAUCCUCGAAAUCUCAUGCUCCCACCUCUACCUCCAUCCAUGCCGCCCGCUCCUGCACCGCCUCCGCCUUUGACUUCACUGCCCAUGCCUAUGCAAACGAUCCCCCUUCCCAACUCAGCUGGAUCGCCCAUGAUGGUCCGCGAUAGAAACCCCGUACCAAGUGGUCUUUGGUUACCAGCGCAAUCGCCUCCACAGUUGCCAGGAUUGCCUCCUCAUGUUUUAAGACCCCCUCAACCAAUGACUAAUAUGCCCAUGCCGAUGAUGAUGCCUCCAAUGAUGUCACUUCAUGGACCCUCUUCUUUCAUGCCACCUUUGCCUCUGCCCUGGAGCACUUCCGGACCCAUGACAACCUCAACGUUCGACAUGCCCGUAUCCUCUCCAAUGGUUCCUGUUGUAACACAAGAUGCUCCAACGAGUGACACUGCAGCGCGUGCUGCCGGUUCUCCAGAAGAGAAUCCACCUGUACCACAAGCAGAAGGUCAAUCGACACAAGAAGCUAGUGAAGCAGCAGCUGAGAGUACUCCUGCGGCAGCUGAUGGGGCACUGCCAGAUCCUUCCGCUCCUGCUGAGCCAAGUGCAGUAGCCAAUCGUUCGAUGGAUAGUAGUGAACCUCGACCCACUUUAGGAAGAAGCCGUUCGCUAUUCAGUACUCUUUUUGGCGGUGGUGGCAGAUCUCAUCAAGAAAAUAUAUGGGAUCGAUCCGUGUACGUACCUAUUGAUGAAGUCCUCGGAGGUCCGAACGGAUUACAACCGAAGGAUACCUUCCCAGCGGCCGGUCAAAGAGGGGCAGCUGGCCUUUCACGGCGCGGUUCCAAGAAGCUCCAUCAAAAAAUGGAGCAACUCAAAGGCCUAGGAUCUAUCUGGUGCUACCGGCCUAGCCAUCUGGCCAGCCAGAAAAAUGAAGAGAACAACAACUUAUGGAUCGCUUUCAGCAUGAAGAAUCAACGCAAGUUACAUCGAGGCGGUACGUCCAGCAUUUUCCUUGACAAAGAGGACAAAUUAUCAGGCACGAUAGUCGUGUUUCCUCGCAACGGGGUUGCCUACCACUACCCGAGUUUGUUUUCCGAUCAAUCGGAACCCCUGGAAGUAGCCUGUCUCCCCUCGGAAGAUCAGCAAUUCUGUGUAUCACAGCAAAACAUCCCACAGCUUGCCGCGGGGAACAAUGGACCAACGACGGGCGUGGCUGCGAAACUGCUGGGAUCCAUGUUCCGUUCGUGAAAGUAAAAAAUUCUAUGAUAAUGA
This is a messenger RNA of Radiomyces spectabilis, 2530 nucleotides long. RefSeq lists its product as uncharacterized. Bases 146 to 2506 code for a protein of 786 amino acids. The record is from RefSeq and is a predicted model, not a curated record. Lineage: Eukaryota; Fungi; Mucoromycota; Mucoromycetes; Mucorales; Radiomycetaceae. The transcript has a single exon.